This is a messenger RNA of Scleropages formosus (Asian bonytongue), 1315 nucleotides long. Its product is annotated as myozenin-2-like. The record is from RefSeq and is a predicted model, not a curated record. Bases 205 to 1011 code for a protein of 268 amino acids. Gene Ontology annotation, cellular component: actin cytoskeleton; Z disc. The transcript has 6 exons. Gene Ontology annotation, molecular function: telethonin binding; actin binding; FATZ binding. NCBI's taxonomy places the organism in Eukaryota, Metazoa, Chordata, Actinopteri, Osteoglossiformes, Osteoglossidae.
AUAUUUAGUGGGUUAAUGUGAGAAGUGUGCCAGCGUCCACCCCCCCCAGUUCAGCAGGACAGGCCGAAUGCAAAGCUCUAACGCCACCCCACCCCCCCCACACACAGAGACACCUGCCCCCAGUUUCUCUCAUCCCUAAAGGACACAGGAAGAGUCCAAAGGAGACGGACGCCGUCUCAUCCAAGUGUGUUUCUCAGGGUCACCAUGUCACACUUCACCAUGAUGUCAUCCCAGCAGAGGAAAAUGCAGGCGGCCGCCAUUUGUCGGGAGGUCCAGGGGUCCAACGAUGGUGCACUGGACGUGGGGAGAAAAGUCAGCGCUCCAAAGGAGAUCAUGUUGGAGGAGCUGUCUCUGUCCUCCAACAGGGGCUCCCGCCUCUUCAAGAUGCGCCAGAGGCGUUCGGAGAAGUACACCUUUGAGAGCGUGCAGAGCGAGGACGGCGUGAGGACUCAGAACGGCAUAGCUCCCCAAACUCAGCACGCUGAGGAUGGCAAAAGUGACACAAACAGCACAGCGGUGGGACAGUUGCCUAAAACGGCUCUUGACCCUGAACCUGGGACUGCCCCCGACCCAGAGAACAUCGCGCCAGGUUAUGGGGGACCCCUGAAGGAUGUCCCACCAGAGAAGUUCAACAGCACAGCUGUCCCCCGCUCCUACUGUUCGCCCUGGGACCAGGCACUUCUCAGUGAUCCCAUCCUAGCUGACACCCUGCUAACCAGGUUUCCUGUCCUCGAACCCCGGUCAGAGAUCCCAGAGUAUAAGAGCUUUAACAGGGUUGCCACUCCAUUUGGUGGUUUUGACAAGGCCCCAAGAAUUCCCGCUCAUAAGCCUGCGCAGACAGACCUGCUUCCAGAUAUCGGUGUCUCCCCAUGCCCCGAGGUUCAAGACACGGCGGGAGUGAGGCCCACGUUCAACCGGACGGCCAUGGGCUGGAUAGCAGAUACUGCUCCUCCCAUCAUGCCCACUGUGAUCCUGGAGCCCAUGUUGAUCCCAGAAUCAGAUGAGCUCUGACCUGUGGAAAUGUCUGAGGCGAUGGGGCGCGUACUUCUACGGCCUUGUCAUCACACCACCGGAAUUCCUCUGCAAUCCAGGCAGUACCAGGACCACUUGGAUGUCUCCACAGAAGGCAGGGUACUGCUCAUUCCUGGUAUGAUCUGGGUCACCUGGCUUCCUGAAGAGCUCAAGCCAAUUUGAUGAUAAGAAUUGAAUUGUGUAUGAAUACUGAGCUCCAGGAAGGCUUGUAAAUACAUCAGUGCAGAUGAGUGUUAAUCCAUAUAGUGAUCUAUAACAAAUUACAAUAAAAGAAUACAAAGCA